UUUUUCCAAUUUCAACCCCUCCACAGCCCGCAUGGCGCACGCGCACGAGUCGCUCGAGUCGCUUCCACCGGCUCGUCGCACUGCGGCGGUCUUGGCCUUACCUGGGAAUACCUCCUGCUUUGAUUGCGACAUGAGUUGCAGCAUGGACCCUUGGGUCUCCCUGAGUCAUUCCUCGGUGAUUUGCAUCACCUGCGCCGGACAGCACCGCUCCUUCGGCGUGCACAUAUCCUACGUCCGAUCCAUGAAGCUGGACACCUUGAAGGACUCCGAAUGGCGCUUGCUCCUCAAGGGCGGCAACGACGCCUUCCAGGCCUUCCUGGCGGACACGCAGAGCGUCUCCCGAAAGGUUUGGCUCUCCUUGCCCAUGGAGACCCGUUAUCACACGCCAGCCGCAGAUCUGUACAGGCGGCGGUUGCAAGCGAUGACGGACGGGAACGAUCUUCCAGAGGAGCUCCGUCCAGCCACCGUUUUGCGAAGAAAGUGACGCGUUUCUGACUGGUGCUUAGUAAAGAAUGA
Molecule: messenger RNA, 516 nt
Organism: Durusdinium trenchii
Lineage: Eukaryota; Dinophyceae; Suessiales; Symbiodiniaceae
Source: the annotation of a GenBank genome assembly